AUGGUCCGUGCUGCAAUCGCCACCAAGUCGAAGAAGAAGCCGGCGGACUUCAAGCGGCCCAAGCGCAAGGUCGGCCGGCGGGCUACGCCAGCAGCGAAUGUGACAUCCGUGGGCAUCACCUCGCGACGCAUUAACCUGCUGGAACAGUCACUACUACAGGAUAAGGCCGGCGCGGCGCAACUAACCCACCGGCGUCAGGCACUACCAGAACUGCUGCAACAGGCGGGCCACUACAACGCGCAUGUACGGCAGCGCGCGCUACAGGGUAUUAAGGAGCUGGCCGCGCAGGCCACAGCAGCCAACCUUCGGGCCAACGCUUCGGUGCUGCUGGAGCGCUUUUUGCCUACACUGCUGGACGAGGAGGCCGUGGUGCGCGAGGCCGCGGUGCAGGCAUGGAAGGCCAUACUACCAGUUCUUCGCAGUGCGCUAGCCCCCUUCGCCACCCUCGUGGCCACUUAUCUAUGCAGUGGCCUGACCCAUUUGCAAAUAGGUGUGCGGCAGGACGCACUCAAAGCUAUUGACGAGCUGGUGGACGACGCGCCCGAGCUGCUACGCGAGGAUGCAGGACGUGAGGCCUUGGCCAGACUACUAGAGAACUUCAGGGAUUUGAUUUGUGCCGCACAGACACAAGGUAUCCGGAUGAUGAACACAUACGACUUAUUUACUGGGCACGGACUCAAAAAUAAGAAGCCAAAGACGCCGUCAGGAGCUCUGACACUGAGAUUCUCGGCGCUCAAGGUGCUGCAUAAAUUGAUAUUAUCUCUAAGCACGCUACUGCUGUUCCCCACCCCGCAGCUUCUUACGCUCAGUAUGUUUGCGGCCGCGUCCGUGACUACCAGCUCUGGAGAGAAGGCGAGUGCUUCAUGGCAGGACAAAGUACGGGCGUUGCUACCAGCUCUACUGGAUCUGUGGCUGGAGUGUCUGGAAGGAAGCACCGACGCACUUUCGGACGUCCAUGUGGAGCACAUGAAGUACAUUGUGGAGUGCACAACUGCUGUGAGCGACUUCUUCCAGGCCGCGUUAAGGUUACGCGAGGAACUUCUGGCUCCGGAGAGUUUCCCCAUGCUACCGAGUGCCAGUGCAACGCUCGCUGCUGCUGAUGGUCAGGGGCUUUCGAGAUGGCAUGGGAUGAACGCAGCGCUCGCUAAGUUGGCCUGUGAGUAUCUUGGUCUUCCCGCGUUGACGCGUGGCUCCGACAAGGAGGAGGCGUUGGACGCGCGUGUGUGCUCCUAUGUCGUUACCACGCUGGCCAAGUACAAGGAGACGGCCGAGCUGCGUGCUGUGGCCAGCAUGCAGAACGUGCUCCAGCCUCUUCUACAAGUGGUGACACUCAUCUUGGCGUCGGCUUCGCAACGUAGUGAAGAUAUCGACAAGACGGCCGCUGAACGAACGCUCUUACUGGACGCUGUGACGCAGUUCUACGUGCUGUGUACGCCCAAGUCGGUCAGUUUCCGUAGCUGCACAACAUUCGCCGUCGAGCAGCUCGAGAUUGCGCUCCGUGGCCAGCAACGACAGAGCUACAAACUGGCGUGGCCCAUGGUGAUGCAGUGGGUGGUGUGUCUUGCAGAUCUGCUUGGCCAACUCGAUCCGCAGCACAUGGAGCUCGGCCGACGCAGCUUACUGGCCUUGAUCUCCAUCCUCAAGCAGCUUCCUGCUGAGUUCGCAACUGGCGACCAGAUGGACGGAGUGUUAGCGAACUUGUCAGCGUUCUUCGACCUCGCGGCGGUGCCGUCUGCGUCCAUGAGUGAAGACGAGAAGCAGAGAAUGUUGGCUCGUACCCGGUUCGAUGCGUUGGGCGCAGCAGACCAGCUCGCCUUCGUGGCGCUCGUCUAUCACCUUCCUCGGUAUCCUGUGUCGCUGCUGCGUGCGCUGGCGAGUUGUUGCAAGAGUUCGCGUAUAAACUGUGAAGCGAAGAGCUUCCUGGUUGAUAUUCUGUUCCAGCGACGUGAGGCUGUGGAUCUCGCGCACAUUGUGAGUUUCCUGGUCAGCACAGCGCUCGCUCCGGUGGCAUCGAACGCUGUCCAGCAGCGUCAGCAGCUUCAACUUGUUGAUCACGUGUGCCACACGUUUGUUGCGAUGAACUUGGGCAGUUCCUUGCCAAAGAUUCUGACGCCGACGCUGGCCAAGGCUCAAGCUCGUGAGGAGAUGAACGCGACGGAGCUGCACACGUUGCUGCUGCUUUACCGCACGUGUGUGUCGUCGGCUGCGACUCCGACUCAGCGCUCGGAGAUCCCCGUGCAGAUGGAGAAGGAGCUGACGAGUUUGUGUGUCAAGGUCAUGACCUCUUUCUCUGCUACAGCAUCGGAGCAGGCGACGACGCCAGAGGAGAUUGAUACGCGCGAACAGGAGCGAUUGUUACUGGAGGCUUGUGGAUCGACCUUGGCUCUUGGCGAGAUGAACAUCUUUGCGUCGUUCUUGGAGGAACUUCUGGUGGCUCAACAGGUGGCUGCGUUGACAAGGAGGUUGCGUGUGCUUCAAGAGCUUGUGCGGACAGCGAGUCUGGCAGGAGCUUUCAAACGUCAUCACAGCGAAGUUGAGAAACUGGUGCGUGCGGUGGAGCAGCAACACGCCGGCGAAGAGGAAGUUGCGCAGCUAGUUCGACAAGUACGCGGUGACCUGGAGCUGCUUGCAGUGGGAUAG
Messenger RNA from Phytophthora infestans T30-4, 2640 nucleotides. RefSeq lists its product as uncharacterized. The record is from RefSeq and is a predicted model, not a curated record. The transcript has 4 exons. Lineage: Eukaryota; Oomycota; Peronosporomycetes; Peronosporales; Peronosporaceae. The coding region runs from base 1 to 2640 and encodes 879 amino acids. Gene Ontology annotation, cellular component: nucleus.